UCCACAGUUGAUGGAAUUUCUUACAGGCUAAACUGAUUUGUAUAGAUGCUGAGAGGAUCAAAAUAUACACUCAGUUUACUGGUUUGUAGUUACAGGUUUGUUGCUACGUUUGAGCUGUUUGAUUGUAGAACUAGUUAAAGGGAGGAGCUUCUAUUAAAACAGGCUCAUGGCAAUUGGUUAAAGUUGCCAUCAACUGACAGUGGGAAUAAAUGAAUCUGGGAGUCUCUCUUCCUGAUUUGGGACUUGAUCUCACCACCUUUACGUAUCAGCACCACAGUGAUUUAAACCUACUUGCUUUUUACACAAGUUUCAAAAAGUUAUACGGAUUAUUUUUUAAAAUCAAAGCAGCCCAAUCCACCGUGAUGGCUACAAUAGGGAGCCCGUUCUCGUGGACAGAGGGUUUGGACUCUCCUGCUGGGGAAGGCAAGCCCAGGGUUGGACUCACAGAUCACGAAUCUCCAGCCAGAAACAAAGCUGAGCCACGAAUCCGGAGACCCAUGAAUGCCUUCAUGGUCUGGGCGAAGGAUGAGAGGAAGAAACUUGCCAUCCAGAACCCCGAUUUACACAAUGCAGAACUUAGCAAAAUGCUGGCUUCUGAACGUGUAAUAAUUACUCCUGCCCAUGUCCGUGUUCAGAUGCCCAAGAUGAAACAAACAGUUCAUACUAUGAGCAAAUCAUGGAAAGCCCUCACACCUUCACAGAAACGACCUUUCGUAGAAGAAGCUGAAAGAUUACGAGUACAGCACAUGCAGGAUCAUCCCAAUUACAAAUACAGACCUCGGAGGAAAAAACAGAUCAAACGACUGUGCAAACGUGUGGACCCCAGCUUCCUGCUCAACAACUUCCCCCACGAUCAGACUGCUGUUCACAGUGGAAGAAUUUGUAGGGGCCCUCUGGAGGAGGAAGAGGAUAAAGGCUAUCUAGCAACCUCAAGGCUUCCUGCAAUCAGCAGAUUCAGGGAUGCACAGAGCACGAAGAAUAACUUCGACAACUAUGGGCUACCCACACCCGAGAUGUCCCCUCUAGACGUAGUGGAUGCUGAUCACAGCUUCUUUCCACCUCCAUGUACGGAAGAUUCUCCUUCUCAGAUGAAUGGAGUGAUAUAUCAGUCAGAAUACAGCCAAAGCCCCAUUCAAUGUGGAAAUCUCAAUCAGAUCUCUAUCCCCCAAAACAGAUCACCCAUCAUGCACCCUUCAGUCAGCCACCCUCCGCCGCCUCCUUAUUAUAACCGAAUGCAACAUCCAGCCUUCCAGCCCAUGAAUUCAAGCACCUCAGUCCACCUUUCUCCCCCACGGGACCACCAUCACCUAGAUAAUCUGGAGCAUAUCAGCCAGGCUGAGCUGUUGGGGGAAGUGGACCGCAAUGAGUUUGAUCAAUAUUUGAACACCUCCAGUCAACUGCAUCAAGCAGGGAUGGUAAUGAAUUCACACUUACAUGAUGUGAGUCCAUCGGGAGGCACAAAUUCAGAGAGGAGUCUAAUUUCAGUCUUAGCUGAUGCUACUGCAGCAUAUUAUAAUGGCUCCUAGUCCCAAUAUUAAUGCACUAGAACUUUACUGGCCAAUAACAGUAUUACUUACAAAGAUCUUUGGACUGGAAAUUUCCUCAGGGUUUUCAAAUGAACCAGUAAUAAUUUUCAUAAAUGAAAAACAACCAAAAUAUUUAUACUGGUUUGAAAUCAUUUUUGUUUCUAAGGUGAAAUAUGAAACUGCUAAGUACUUUAACUAUUUGCUUUCCAAACUUUAGUCUGAUAUGUUUGUGCUUGUAAAGAGCUUGCAAAAUGUGUUUAAGAAUCCAGUGAUUGUUUCAUUUUUUUUAUUCCAGUUGGUUAUUGUAAGCCUUGUGAUUUCAAUUGUUUGCAUACUGUUUUACUGGUUUGAGAAAUUUUAAAUGAUUAGAAUUAUUACUGAAUAAAUCACAAA
Molecule: messenger RNA, 1919 nt
Organism: Mobula hypostoma (lesser devil ray)
Lineage: Eukaryota; Metazoa; Chordata; Chondrichthyes; Myliobatiformes; Myliobatidae
Product: transcription factor Sox-7-like
Exons: 3
Coding region: 210-1526 (438 amino acids)
Biological process (GO): heart development; positive regulation of transcription by RNA polymerase II; anatomical structure morphogenesis
Molecular function (GO): RNA polymerase II cis-regulatory region sequence-specific DNA binding; DNA-binding transcription activator activity, RNA polymerase II-specific
Source: RefSeq, a predicted model, not a curated record